Molecule: messenger RNA, 739 nt
Organism: Trachymyrmex cornetzi
Lineage: Eukaryota; Metazoa; Arthropoda; Insecta; Hymenoptera; Formicidae
Exons: 3
Coding region: 22-528 (168 amino acids)
Source: RefSeq, a predicted model, not a curated record
AAAUUUCAAUAUUAUGAACUUAUGAGAUUCCUGGACGAUUCAUUGCAGACACGGCUGACAGUGAGUUCGUUAACAGAUGCUGAUGCUGAAAGUGGAGUAAUCACUUCACUUAAUAUAGAAAACAAGCGACGCAAAGAUGAUGCUGUAGCUGGGCCUUCGACAAUGCAUCAGAUUUCAGCUAUUAACAAUUCUCCACAGACUUCCCCAUAUGUUUCUUCGCGGACGCUGACACCCACAAAUAUUUCUCCACAGAUACUCAAUUCUAUCAAUGUUCUUUCACAAACCUCGACAUCUACAAAUCAUUUUCCAUCAACUGAAAGCAAACUAUCCACACAAAGACAUGGUUCAAAACGAAAACAAUCAUCACAAGAUGAUGCCUAUCAAACAGCUUUAAUAGAAGCUCUGAAAGAGCCAUCAACGCAAGAGAUUGAUCCACUGGACGGAUUUCUUGUCCGCUUGGGAGAAGGCAUGCGGAAACUACCAUACCGAGACAGAGCACGAUUAGAAAUUUUUGACAUCACUUUUUGAAAUGGAAAAUAGUUGCUUCAAUCGAGAUUUUGACAAAUUAACGUAAUCGUCAUUAAGAAGGAGACCAAUCAGCCUAUUCGAAAGGCAAUGCUAUUUUAAUGAUCGAAUGAUGAAAGAUUAAAAUUAAAUAUUUAAUAGGUUGCGUUUCGUAGCAUCAUUCGAAUCGACAUUUUUUAAUGUGUUCUUUAUUCUAUAAGAAGAGUCAAAAAAU